GGACUUUGGAGUGCUGAGCGCGAGCAGAGCGGAGAGCGCGCGCCGCGUCUCUUGGACUUACUGUAUAAGACAAAUAAUAUAUAUAAAUAAAGAGAGAGAGAGAGAGAGAGAGAGAGAUGGGUCUGGAGAAGGAGAAGGCAGAGACCUGCGUGUUUAUGGAUGAGGACGUGUUUCACAGCACCAUCGAGCCCAUUCUCAAAAAAGGGAAAGAGAAAGCGCGCGCGCCGCCACCGGACCGGGACCCGCGAGACAUUAACGCGCACGUAAAGGUAAACUUUGAGGACGUGAUCGCCGAACCCAGCUCGGUGCACAGCCUGGACUCGGUGUGGAUCGGCAGCCAUGCUCUUUUUGAGCUCAUAAAGUUCGUGUUUUACCGGAUCCUGACGACGCUGCUCGCGAUCCCCAUGGCCCUGAUGGCCGGCCUGGUUUUCGCCAUCCUCAGCUGCGUACAUAUUUGGGCGGUGAUGCCUCUCAUUCACAGCUGCAUGAUGACUCUGUCCUGCGGCCAGGUGAUCUGGUCCGGUCUGGUGGACACGUUCCUGAGGCCGGUGUUCCACAGCGCCAGCAGGUGUCUGUCUGCCGUCAACAUCAAGAGCUGCAAACCCGAAGUGCUUUAGGCGCCGACCUGCAUACUUUUCUUAUGAUGUGUUCUUAUAGGACUUGGAGGAGAUCCCAGACCUGAUCAGUCACACCUGAGUCCUCUUCAUGCUCAGCUUCAUCACAAAUGUGUGUGUGUGGGUGUGUGUGUGUGUGUGUUUGUUUUGGCCUGGGAUGAAAUGUACGCUUACACCAUAAACACCCUGACUCUGUGCGGUGAGACGACUGAGCGUCUGCGCGAUAUAACGACGUGCUUAUGCGCCUUGUUCUUUACCGCAAAGAUUUCGACUCCUAGUGGGCAGAAGCAUUUGGUAACAAAUAUAUAGCUAUAUAUAUAUAUCUAUAUAUAUUUAUAUAACCAUGCGUUUAAGCUUUUGUACUGUAUAUAAGGAGACUUUUACAUGUGUAUAGAAAUAUAGAAAUGCUUUGGAAAAGCUAAUCAGUGCAGACUACUUCCUGUUUCCUGCCUCCGUUAGUGUUUAUACAAGACUGUUCUUACACCAGAGCGCUGUCGUAUUCUCAGACAAGACUGAUCGGUAUUUAUUACUUUAAAUACAUAUUAACAUGCUACAUAGGUUAUGAUACUUUAUCGUUGCCAUAGUAACACUAAGGCAAUAACUAUCUAAGUCACUGUGACUUGUUUGGCAGACGCUUCAUGGAUUUCAGUGUUGAAGAGCGAAUUUGUUUGUUGUUUACGUUGCGUUUAUAGAAGGAGUCUCCAGUGGCGAAAAAAACAGGAUUUAGAUAUUUGUUUAUUUGUUUGUUUGUUUUUUGUUUGCUUGUUGGAUGUUUCCAACAUUAAAAAGUAUGACAAUGUCUUUAUUAUUAAUUCAUUCAUUAAUUAAUCAACUGAUUAAUUAAUUAAACUUUUUCAUUGUUUCAGAAUAAGACACAAUAGGACAACCUCCUGUUUACUACAACACAAAAUCAAAUAUAUUACUGUUUUGCGAUAUUUUAAAAGUCGAUAAUUGCACAUGACUAUCCUGACAUUCCAAAAGGAAAAAAAAGAAAGAAAAAGAUGUAAUGAUUUAUUUGAACGAGUACUGUAUUGCAUUUUGUUUUCCAGUUAAUUUGCCUUGCAAAUACGCGCUUGGAAUAGCGCCUGCCCACGACUCUGUGUGUCUUUCUCAGAAAGAAAGGACGGAUUGUUUGUGCACUGGAACACGCCGCGUUCAGGUGUGCGCUUUUUGUUUUUUUCCUUCACCCUAUCCGAUGAUGUCAUGUAGCAACAAUCCGGAGCGUGGCGAGAGAGCAGGAGUCUCUCCGCUCAAUAAAUAAAAGCUCUUUUUUUUCACAUGAUA
This is a messenger RNA of Clarias gariepinus (North African catfish), 1898 nucleotides long. It is a transcript of the gene cav2, whose product is annotated as caveolin 2. The transcript is spliced from 3 exons. Gene Ontology annotation, cellular component: Golgi apparatus; cytoplasmic vesicle; caveola. Gene Ontology annotation, molecular function: protein kinase binding; molecular adaptor activity. The record is from RefSeq and is a predicted model, not a curated record. Lineage: Eukaryota; Metazoa; Chordata; Actinopteri; Siluriformes; Clariidae. Gene Ontology annotation, biological process: positive regulation of MAPK cascade; negative regulation of endothelial cell proliferation; caveola assembly. Bases 117 to 617 code for a protein of 166 amino acids.